Molecule: messenger RNA, 1025 nt
Organism: Drosophila novamexicana
Lineage: Eukaryota; Metazoa; Arthropoda; Insecta; Diptera; Drosophilidae
Exons: 1
Coding region: 74-961 (295 amino acids)
Source: RefSeq, a predicted model, not a curated record
CUAACAAAUAUAAAUAGAAACAAUUUUGCUCGUAUAUUAUUGAAAAUUUGGUAAAAAAAGAAGAGAAAACAAAAUGCUUACCGCUUGUCCCGAGGAGCUGCCCAAUCCGCACAAGAAUUGCCUGCGGGAGAUGCUAAACACGAUGAUUUGCAACGAUCAGGAUGUGAAGCGUUUGAAUACACAAUUGAGAAAUCUGCAGCUGGAACUCAAGGAGGAGCUAAGAAAAAUUGAGAAGGCCAAUGAGAAGUGUGGCGAGGCACAGCCGAAGUUAGGCAUGAAACGUUUAUGCGACCCAGACGAGGACCUAUCGGAGUUCACAAAGCGAAUCAUCAAUCUGGACGAAGUGAAGCACUUCUACUCUAAGCGCUCUGAGGAAAUCCGUAAGCGACGGGACAGUAUCAUCAUGUAUGGCAGGCAGUGCCUGCAGGCCUACAAUGAGGAGAAGUGCAAAUUUAAGUCCUUCCAUGAGAACACUGUGGACUAUAUUAAGCGCACGGCAACCUUGUCUCAGGAUCAGGCGGUUAUAACACGCUGCGAACGCGACAUUUGCGAGAUGCACAAGAGAUUCGUCAGGGAGGUGGCCAAUCUGAAACACUGCGAGGAGCAAUUGCAGCCAUUCUUCAAGCUGUUGAAAGAUUCUGAUCCGAACGUCUAUUGCGAGUGCUGUUGCUUAAAGGACUACGAAUGGAUGCCCCAGGGCAAAAACAUGGAAGCCGUCGAUGCCACCGGCAAAGAAUUUAAGGAGAAGAUGGGCAAGACCUUGGUCGGCGCCUUCGCCCAGCUGCAUCUGCACAUGCCGCAGGAUAUGUAUGGGUUUAUAGCCGGCUAUCUUAUGAAUGUGGAACGCAAUGAGCACGAGGUCAAGGAGAAACUCGAUCUAUUUCAGGACCAUGAAGUUGUCGAAACCAAGGAAUUGCCGGAUCCGACGUAUCGUUGUGACACCGAAUGUCCUAAGAAAUAAUUUCUCAUUUCAAUUUCAAUUAAAAUUAAUUUGUUAAAAGCGGAUAUAUAUAAUCGAAUUCAAU